Messenger RNA from Morone saxatilis (striped sea-bass), 1274 nucleotides. It is a transcript of the gene commd5, whose product is annotated as COMM domain containing 5. Lineage: Eukaryota; Metazoa; Chordata; Actinopteri; Moronidae. The record is from RefSeq and is a predicted model, not a curated record. The annotation marks the transcript as partial. The transcript is spliced from 6 exons. Gene Ontology annotation, cellular component: nucleus.
CUUCCAGCUGUGGUCAGUGCGCUGGAGGGGAAGGACUGCAGAGAGGUGAUGAAGUCGAUAGCAGAGAGCAGCACCAUCCCACAGGAGCGGCUCAGUCACAUCGUAGCUGGGAUGUACAGAGUCCUGUCUGAGGCCAUCCGCAUCCCCACAUCGUCACUUAAACAGGAGGCCUUUAAAGAAGAUCUUAGAGAAUUGAGGGUACCUGAGGACUUUAUCACAGAUUUCUCCAGUGUGGUUUUCGGCAAUCGCCGUGCAGCUCUAGAGGCAGCAACCUCCCGCAAUGAUCCUCACCUCCCCACAGUAGAGGACUUUAAAUGGAGAGUGGAUGUUGCCAUUUCUACAAGCUCUUUAGCCAGAGCCCUGCAGCCUUCUGUUCUGAUGCAGAUGAAACUGUCAGAUGGGAGCUUUCACCGCUUUGAGGUCCCCGUGUCUAAAUUCCAGGAGCUCCGAUACAACGUGGCUCUGAUCCUCAAAGAGAUGAACGAUCUGGAGAAGAGGAGCAUUCUCCAGAUUCAAGAUUGAUGUACCAUGCAGGGCUGUUAUGUGAUUUAAACUCUCCUGUAUUCUUAGUCUUUGAGAUUUAGUGACCGAACGCCGCUCAUUUAAAUAAUUUCAACUAUGAUAUUAUGAAAGAUGAUAAUCUGCCUGUCAUGAUGUUGAUGAUUUGAUUGUGUUGGCAUCCAACAUACUUGACUAUUGACAGAGUGCAACAUGAUAAUACCUAAUGACCACACUGAAGACAGUUUACUGUGUCACAGUUUAUAUUUAAAAACAAUAUAUAUAUAUAUAUAUAAAAUCCAACUAUCACCCAUUUAUCUUGCUGUGUUGUAAACUGCACAUAUUAGCAUUAUUCACCUUGGUGGGUCGUUGAGAGAUUUUGAGACGGAUGCAUAGCUUCCAUUGUGCCAAAAUACAAAUGCGGUCAAGUGAGCACUCAGACACUCUCUGGCUAAGUGACCACUUUAACUGGGGUCAUGUGAUCUGGUGUGUUUGAGGCUGAACAUCUUGUUCACAUGCGUCAGAAACACGAGGAAGAACAAGGUCAUUUUUUGUAUUUGUACAUACAAGGUCGUGUUUUUAUACACGUCAUUCAAACCAGUGACAUAAGAUUUAGUUGUCAUUUGUGUUGUAGCGCUAUUGUAUAACAAAUUUUAUUUUAUUUUGUAUGUGUUUUCCAUAUUAACAUCAAGAUUUUUACCUCUUGAACCACAUUUCUCUAAUAAAAUCUGUCCAUUCUUGUGUUUGCAAAGAAUAAAUGAUUUAAGACACUGUCA